AAGGAAUCGUAUUGUAUGUCUGCUAUCCAGAACCUCCACUCUUCUGACCCCUUUGCUGAUGCAAGUAAGGGUCAUGAUCUUCUUCCCGCUGGCACUGAGGAUUAUAUCCAUAUAAGAAUUCAACAGAGAAACGGCAGGAAGACCCUUACUACCGUCCAAGGGAUCGCUGAUGAUUACGAUAAAAAGAAACUAGUGAAGGCCUUUAAGAAGAAAUUUGCCGGCAAUAGAAGUGUAAUUGAGCAUCCAGAAUAUGGAGAAGUAAUUCAGCUGCAGGGUGACCAGCGAAAGAACAUAUGCCAGUUCCUCGUCGAGACCGGACUGGCUAAGGGCGACCAGCUGAAGGUGCAUGGGUUUUAAGUGCUUGUGGCUCACAGAAGCCUAAGUGAGGAUUUCUUUUGCAAUGAGUAGAAUUUCCCUUCUGUCCCUUGUCACGAGUUUAAAAACCUCACAGCUUGUAUAAUGUAACCAUUUGGGGUCUGCUUUUAACUUGGACUACUCCUUCAUGCAAUAAACUGAAAAGAGCCA
Eptesicus fuscus (big brown bat) is the source of this 525-nucleotide messenger RNA. RefSeq names its product eukaryotic translation initiation factor 1-like. Gene Ontology annotation, cellular component: eukaryotic 43S preinitiation complex. Gene Ontology annotation, molecular function: ribosomal small subunit binding; RNA binding; translation initiation factor activity. The record is from RefSeq and is a predicted model, not a curated record. NCBI's taxonomy places the organism in Eukaryota, Metazoa, Chordata, Mammalia, Chiroptera, Vespertilionidae. Gene Ontology annotation, biological process: translational initiation. The transcript has a single exon. Bases 16 to 357 code for a protein of 113 amino acids.